AUGCGAGUUCUCCACUAUUUUCUCGUACUUUCGUUAGUUCCAUAUCUAACUGCGAGUUUUUCUCCAUACGGCAUUCUUCGCAAUGCUUCUAUCAAACUACCGUUUGAUCUAAACAACGAUACCGGCUAUACGAUCGAAACAGUCAGUUGUAAUCAGUGUCUUUGCCAUGCCGCUCAUAAUCCCGUUGUCGCUUUAUUCACCUGCAUUCGUCAUGAAAUGUCGAAUUUCACCUGUCAAAUGUACUAUUUUAUACCCAAGCGUGAUGAAAUCGAGUAUCCAAAUUAUGACGCGGAUGUAUAUUUGAUGCGGCCGAAUAGUACAUUUGAAGAGAAAGACGACUGCUGUAACACUACGAUGCUUAUUGAGGAAAUUACCAGAAUGUUACAGAAUACAUCAAUUAGUACUGAAGAAUUCCUCACGCUUAGUGAAGGUGAGAACAAUACAAUUUUAGCGGUGACUUCGUGCAGCAAACUUGAACAGAAUGCAUUACUCCGCUUCAAUCGAUUCACAGGUGAAAAUAUUUUUGUGGAACAUACUUCAUCAUUAUUAUCCGCUGGCUAUUACAAAGAGAGAUAUUACUUUGGAACAAUUGCAAAAAAUAUUGGUGUGUAUAACAGCAGCAUGAGGCCGAGAUUAUGCCUCGUGGACACGAGUGUUGAAAUACGAACUAUUCGCUUUCUCAAAAAGACCCAGAAAAUGCUUGCCGGUGCCUCUGGAUCUGGUAUUUAUUUAUGUGAUAUCGUUCCCAAUUCCGGAAUAUUAAAUAAUUGUACAAUAAUACCAAAUAUUGCUCCAGGAGAAGAACUUCAUGCUAUUGGCGUUGCCCAAGACGAAAUGGCGUUUUACGUUGGUUGGAAUGCUGAUGGACAGGAUAUUCACCUUUAUAGACGGCAGCCUAAUGACACAUGGGUGACAGAUGCUAGUGGUAAGAUUGACCAUAGUGCGCCAACGACCGAUCUUGUUGUGGAUAAUUGUCAAAGAAUAUGGGCAGUUGAACCAAGAAGUGAUCGGAUCAGAAUUUAUCAUCGAAACAACACACUUCUAGGCGAAAUGAAUGUUGGAGGCACAAACUUGUUCAAUCUGAUGAUUAUGGAAAAUUAUACGAUAUUCAUUACACAUCAAUCAGCGGAUGGUCUUAGAGCUAUUAGACCGUCUCUCAAUUGUCGUCCCGUUCCAUGA
Adineta ricciae is the source of this 1179-nucleotide messenger RNA. NCBI's taxonomy places the organism in Eukaryota, Metazoa, Rotifera, Eurotatoria, Adinetida, Adinetidae. The record is from the annotation of a GenBank genome assembly.